Rhinocladiella mackenziei CBS 650.93 is the source of this 2091-nucleotide messenger RNA. RefSeq lists its product as uncharacterized. NCBI's taxonomy places the organism in Eukaryota, Fungi, Ascomycota, Eurotiomycetes, Chaetothyriales, Herpotrichiellaceae. The coding region runs from base 1 to 2091 and encodes 696 amino acids. The transcript has 4 exons. The record is from RefSeq and is a predicted model, not a curated record.
AUGGCUGAAAUUGUUGGUGUUGUUGCGGCUGCGGUCGAGUUUGGAAAGAUUGGGGUAGAGCUGAAGCAACUCUACGGCUCUGCCAAACAUGCACCAGAAGCUCUCGGACAUCUCUUGGAAGAGUUAGAUUCUCUUCGGCAAGUUCUACAGACUCUCGCGGAGCAGGAAGCUACUAUCGCGACAUACGCUUCUCCCAGCGUGGCCCAGACAUGCCGGCAGCAAUGUGACAAGGCUGUGAACAAUCUCAAACCAAUCUGCGAUGAUCUGGCCAAGAGUCUCAAACACUCUAGGAUCCGCGGCUCCAUCAAGUCCGUCUUCAAGGAGGAAGUUCUCGCAAAGGCGCGACAAGACCUCGAAAGAGCCAAAACGAGCCUCAUUCUGGCUCAACUCGCUUUGCUAAAUGCCAUAACUGCUUUGAACAUCCAGCAACAUUCCAGCACUCAGACGUUACUGGUCACAACCCAAGUACAUAUGUCUUCUGCCCUCGAGGACAUUCGUCGCACCCCGCGAGCCCUAACGGCUCCCUCCCGUCGUUCGAUACGUGCACCCAAUGACGACGGGAAGGAUGAGGCUUUAACUCGCACAGGUCACGCUGGCGAUCGUUCCCCCCACUGGGCUUCCCAGGAUACCACACGCCUGAUGCUUUUCCAGAGUCGAUUGCUUGGCAAGGGAAUCGACGUAUUUCGACAAAAAGCGUACGGCGGCUGGGCAUAUGUCUUUCGAACCUACAAUGUUCGCAAAUUCCCCAAGGAAAUCUAUGGAUAUAUCGAGGAAGGAAACAUCACUGCACUUCGGCAAUUAUUCAGAAGUCAGCAAGCCUCGAUCUAUGACAGAGACACAGAGGGAUGGUCAUUGUUACUCCAUGCGGCAGCCCGCGGUGCCGCCACCGCAACUAAGUUUCUCGUCGAGCAAGGCGUUGACGAUCUGGAAGACUACCGAGAUUUCGUGUAUAUCCUCUUCAUCUCGAACGUGGACCCGAGUGAUACAUCUGACAAGCGAAAUUCACAGUCUGAUACCAUCUGUGCACUGCUCGAAACCAUGUCGCACUCCCGUUUCAUUGCCAGCCUACCACACACUCUUGGGGACUGGUGUGAAUGCGUUCCGCAUCUCGUGCCGACUCUUGUUCAACGGAUCUGCCCUCCCUUGAGCACCCUGGAUUUCGAUAGUAGGCUCAAAAAUGCAUACAUAGCGUGUUGGACUUGUGUCUCUCCGGAUGUUUUCUGGCUCUACCUGUGCCAGUCUCAACUUACUGCAUUCUGUCUUGUACGUUGGCAUGACGAAAGAGAAAGCAUUGUACAAGUUCUGGCGCGGGGUAUGAGCCAGUGGUGGACCGGGGAUCGAGAAUGUAAAGACUUCAGUGACUGGCAGUCGCUUCUACAAUCGGCCAUUGCCAUGGAUGGGCUUCAACUCUCUUUCGAGCAUGGUUGCCCUUCGCCAAUGCUGAACUACCUUGAAUUCGUUUACGAGUACGAACCCACAGCCCUCUGGACUUAUCGGGGUUCAUGGCCAGAUUUGACCUCCGAGCGGCUCACAUAUCGGCUACAAUGUUGGGCGAGAGAAGUACAGGCCGCAGGCCAAGACUUGGAGGAGUAUGGGCAAUGGGAAUAUCAACAAGUUGUCGCAGAGUAUGCAAAGUAUGCGGAAGAUUCCCCGGCCGAUCAGGAUGGGCACUUCUCCUUUGCGGCAUGUUAUCCAGCUGUCGCCUCUGGUCGUCUGGUCGCCUUCACUUAUGGCAAACAACCUCAAGAUUGGCGGAUAUGGAUAUCGACAUCUUUGGACGAGUACGCAGCCGAGUUCUGGGAAACCGUUCAUCUCGUUCCUGACGCGCCCGAUCCUGAUCUUCCCGGGGCUUGGCCUCACAGUGCUGAGGUGAACGGGGACAUGACGAAAUUCUGGCAGAGCGGAUUCAAGUACUCCCGAAAAGGGGUGCGCCGAUGGCGACAGCAUCUGAUUUCGAUCGGCGAGUCCGAGGACGAUGAAUUUGAAAAGGGCUGGAGAGAGAUGAAUAAGAACCGAGCAAGAAUAUACGAGCGGAAAAGGGCGAUGCGAGCUCGAUUCUUCCAGAAUGCCGGCAUAACACCACCACCUUAA